Gossypium raimondii (Peruvian cotton) is the source of this 2680-nucleotide messenger RNA. RefSeq names its product protein STRUBBELIG-RECEPTOR FAMILY 8. NCBI's taxonomy places the organism in Eukaryota, Viridiplantae, Streptophyta, Magnoliopsida, Malvales, Malvaceae. The transcript has 15 exons. Gene Ontology annotation, molecular function: protein binding; ATP binding; protein kinase activity. Bases 294 to 2474 code for a protein of 726 amino acids. The record is from RefSeq and is a predicted model, not a curated record. Gene Ontology annotation, biological process: protein phosphorylation.
CAAGCUUCGAAUCUAUAUAUUUUCUUUUCACCUUUUUUUUUUUCUCCUUUAAUGGCGAUGUCCCCAACCACUGAACCUCCCAACAACUACAGCUUCUUCUUCUUCUUCACAUUCACUUCAUCUUCAUCUUUCUUCUUCACCUUUGCUUGCUCCUCCAUGGUUAUUUAUCAUAUGUUGCACCUCACCUGAUCUUUCACCUCUCUAAACACUGCUCAAAAUCAACUGUAAAGUGUAAACUACUAUCACUACUACUACUAAAAGACGACCCCUUUCUCCCCACCCCAAAGAGAGAAAUGAAGCUACCGAUAAUGGGUUUUAUUAACAAAGCUUUUUCUCUUUCCAUGACUCAUUUGUUUCUUACUGAGUUAAUCUUACUCGGUUUGAUGAUUUCUGUUUUCAUUCCAGCUCAAUGCUUCACUGAUGCUACCGAUGUUCAAGCUCUUCAGGUUUUAUACACUUCAUUGAACAGUCCUACAGAGUUAACAAAUUGGAAUAGUGAUGGUAAUGAUCCAUGUGAAGAAUCAUGGAAAGGGGUUGCCUGUGAAGGCUCAGCUGUUGUUUCCAUUGAUGUUUCUGGACUAGGACUUUCUGGAACUAUGGGAUACUUGCUCAAUGAUCUUAUGUCCUUGAAAACACUUGAUUUGAGUAACAACAACAUUCAUGACACGAUUCCAUAUCAGUUGCCACCGAAUCUUACGAGCCUGAAUGUUGCAGGUAAUAACUUAAGUGGGAGUCUUCCUUAUUCCAUUUCCACUAUGGUUACUCUUACUUACCUGAACGUAAGCUUUAAUUCACUUUCCCCUUCAGUUGGAGAUGUUUUUGCUAAUCUUACCGACCUCGGGACCUUGGAUCUUUCCUUCAACAAUUUUAGUGGGGAUCUACCUGUUUCAUUUAGCUCAUUGACCAAUCUUUCGGCGCUGUAUAUGCAGAACAAUCAAUUUUCCGGUUCUCUUAAUGUUCUCUCGGGUUUACCUUUGAACACUCUAAAUGUUGCCAACAACAAUUUAAGUGGAUGGAUUCCUCAAGAACUUUUUUCACUCCCGACUUUUAUAUGCGAUGGGAAUUCCUUUGCCAAUGGACCUGCUCCUCUGCCACUACCAUAUAGUCCACCUCCACCUGGUAGAUCUCGUCAUAAACAUAAAACUCGACCAGGAACUCGUAAAUCCCCCGAUUCCGAUGCUCAAUCAUCAGAUUCAGAUAAGGGACCAUCAGCUGGACAAAUUGUAGGCAUUGUUCUUGGUUCUUUGUUGCUACUUGUCCUUGUACUACUUGCUGCUGUUUUCUGUAUUCAUAAAAAUAAACAGAAGGUGAGUGGUGCAAGAGCUUCAAAGGGAAGUUUUUCAGCUGGCUCCAAUGAUGGACAUACCGAGAUGCAAGAGCAGAGAGUGAAAAGUGUUGCUGCCGUUAUAGAUUUGAAACCCCCACCAGCAGAAAAGGUGACAACGGUCGAUAGGAUUUCCAAAAAUGGAUCUCUAAACAGAAUGAAGUCACCGAUCACUGCUACAUCAUAUACCGUCGCAGCUUUACAAACAGCAACAAAUAGUUUCAGUCAAGAAUACCUUAUCGGCGAAGGUUCCCUUGGUCGUGUUUACAAGGCCGAGUUUCCAAACGGAAAGGCAAUGGCUAUUAAAAAAAUAGACAAUGCUGCAUUAUCAUUACAAGAGGAAGACAAUUUUCUAGAAGCUGUCUCCAAUAUGUCACGUUUGAGACAUCCUAAUAUAGUUACAUUGGCCGGAUACUGUGCCGAGCAUGGACAGCGUCUUUUGGUAUAUGAAUAUGUAGGCAACGGUAGCCUUCAUGAUAUGCUGCACUUUUCCGAUGAUGGUGGCAAGACAUUAAGCUGGAAUGCACGUGUCAGAGUAGCGCUCGGCACUGCUCGGGCUUUAGAGUACUUGCAUGAAGUGUGCUUGCCUUCAGUUGUACAUAGAAAUUUCAAGUCGGCAAACAUUUUACUUGACGAUGAACUCAAUCCGCACUUGUCCGACUGUGGCUUAGCUGCUCUUAAUCCAAAUACCGAGCGGCAGGUUUCAACACAGGUGGUUGGUUCAUUUGGUUAUAGUGCUCCUGAGUUUGCAUUGUCGGGAAUAUAUACCGUAAAGAGUGAUGUGUAUAGCUUCGGGGUGGUGAUGUUGGAGCUGCUAACUGGUCGGAAACCACUAGACAGUUCAAGGGUGAGAUCAGAACAAUCACUUGUCCGAUGGGCCACUCCACAACUACACGAUAUCGAUGCCCUUGCGAAAAUGGUUGAUCCUACACUCAAUGGCAUGUAUCCUGCAAAAUCUCUGUCGCGUUUUGCUGACAUCAUCGCUCUAUGUGUUCAGCCGGAACCCGAGUUUCGACCUCCCAUGUCUGAGGUCGUGCAAGCGUUAGUGAGGUUAGUACAAAGGGCAAGUGUUGUGAAACGGCGACCAAGCGAUGAAUUGGGAUUCGGGUAUAAGACUCCAGAUCAUGAGGCGGGGGACUUUUCGUUUUAAGGUCUGGGAAAACCAUCAAUCCCGAAAAUCGAAAGAGUAAUCAAGUUUAUGUAAUUAUAUGUCUCAUACGUUGACACUUUUUUUAAAAAAGUUUAUUAUAGUGUUUACAGUGCAAAUAUAUAGGUGUAUUAUUGGACAACAUGAUGCACAUUCAUGUUUUUUGCAUCAUAGUAAUAAAAUAAUAAUUUUCUGUAGUUUUCAAGCAA